Messenger RNA from Meloidogyne enterolobii, 931 nucleotides. The record is from the annotation of a GenBank genome assembly. NCBI's taxonomy places the organism in Eukaryota, Metazoa, Nematoda, Chromadorea, Rhabditida, Meloidogynidae.
UUUAUUCAUUUAUAUCACGGAACAGAAGAAUUACUAAAUCUUUAUUGUGCCUUUACUUUAAUUGCUGUUGUUUUAAUUAUGAGUUUUCUGAGUUUUUGGCAAGAAAAGAAAGCAAUGAAGGUUGUUUAUGAUUUUGCCCAACAUAUGCCUCAUAAUUGUUCUAUUAUUCGGGAUUGUGAAGAAAAACAAAUUCCUUCAGAUGAAUUGGUUGUUGGGGAUAUUGUUAUAAUUAGAUCUGGCCAACAAGUUCCUGCAGAUAUUCGAAUUUUACAAUCAAACGGAGUCAAAAUAGAAUCAUCAGCAAUUAAUGGAGAGCCCCAAGCCGUUGACUACACAAAUGAACCGGCGGCUAAACACGUUGCGCUUUUUGAUGCAAGGAAUGUAAUUCUUAGAGGUUGUUAUUGUACGGAGGGGGAGGCUAUUGGAUUGGUGAUUAGAACUGGGAAAUAUACGAUGUUGGGUAAUUUUACACAUUUACAAUCGACUGUUAAAUUAACAGAAACUUUAUUACAAAAAGAAAUUGCAAAAUUUGUUCAGUUUAUUUCAAUUAUUGCUCUUUCAAUGGGAGUUAUUUUCUUUUUAAUUGGUUGCGUUGUUACAAGAUUUGAUAAUGUUCUUUACCAUUUUGUUACCGGAUUUCUUAUUAUAAUGUUUAUUAAAAAAUUGGAUAUAAUUGAUGAAUUGGGGGCAGCAACGGUUAUUGCUACAGACAAGACUGGCACAUUAACACAAAAUUUGAUGAUACUUACAGAUAUGUGGUUAGUGGAUUUUUUAUUUAUUUUAGGGUAGCUCCCCGAGCCUUCGGUGUCAGACGUACCGGGGAUCGGGUUUGCCGGGGAAGGCAAAAAGUUACGGGGGACGCGGAGCUACGCUAAUUUAUUUAGUUCCUUUUAAUUUUUCAAACAAUUUAAAGGUACAAUCGAAGGUAUUU